AGGGGCUUCACCACUGCUGCCUGCUGCCCACAGGGAGCCUGGGCACUGACACAGAGGAGCGUCUGGUCGAACACCUCCUGGACCCAUCCCGCUACAACAAGCUGAUCCGCCCGGCCACCAAUGGCUCUGAGCUGGUGACUGUCCAGCUCAUGGUGUCACUGGCCCAACUUAUUAGUGUGCAUGAGCGGGAGCAGAUCAUGACAACCAACGUGUGGCUGACACAGGAGUGGGAGGACUACCGACUCACCUGGAACCCCGAGGACUUUGACAACAUGAAGAAGGUGCGGCUGCCCUCCAAGCACAUCUGGCUGCCUGAUGUUGUCCUCUACAACAAUGCUGACGGGAUGUACGAGGUGUCCUUCUACUCCAACGCGGUGGUGUCCCAUGACGGCAGCAUCUUCUGGCUGCCGCCUGCCAUCUAUAAGAGCGCCUGCAAGAUCGAGGUGAAGCACUUCCCCUUCGACCAGCAGAACUGCACCAUGAAGUUCCGGUCGUGGACCUAUGACCGCACGGAGAUCGACCUGGUGCUCAAGAGUGACGUGGCCAGCCUGGACGACUUUACACCCAGCGGCGAGUGGGACAUCGUGGCACUGCCAGGCCGGCGGAAUGAGAACCCUGAGGACUCCACCUACGUGGACAUCACCUACGACUUCAUCAUCCGCCGCAAGCCACUCUUCUACACCAUAAAUCUCAUCAUCCCCUGCGUCCUCAUCACCUCCCUGGCCAUCCUGGUCUUCUACCUGCCCUCCGACUGCGGCGAGAAGAUGACACUGUGCAUCUCGGUGCUGCUGGCCCUCACCGUCUUCCUGCUGCUCAUCUCCAAGAUCGUGCCACCCACAUCGCUGGACGUGCCACUGGUGGGCAAGUACCUCAUGUUCACCAUGGUGCUGGUGACCUUCUCCAUCGUGACCAGCGUGUGCGUGCUCAACGUGCACCACCGCUCACCCACCACGCACACCAUGCCACCCUGGGUCAAGGUAGUCUUCCUGGACAAGCUACCCGCUCUGCUCUUCAUGAAGCAGCCGCGCCAGAACUGCGCCCGGCAGCGGCUGCGCCAGCGCCGGCAGCAGCAGGAGCGAGCUGCUGGUGGCAGCUUCUUCCUGCGCCGGGGUGCCCGUGCCGGCACUUGCUACGUCAACCCAGCGGCCGCCAAACCGCUUGGAGCAGGAGGCGAUGGGGCCAAUGGGUUCCGGGGGACAGGGCCAGGGCCGGGGCCAGGGCAGGCCCAGUGUUCCUGUGGCCUAGAGGAGGCAGUGGAUGGGGUGCGCUUCAUUGCUGACCACAUGCGGAGUGAGGAUGACGACCAGAGCGUGAGCGAGGACUGGAAGUACGUGGCCAUGGUAAUCGAUCGUCUCUUCCUGUGGAUCUUCGUCUUUGUCUGUGUCUUUGGCACCAUCGGCAUGUUCCUGCAGCCGCUCUUCCAGAACUACGCCUCCCACUCCCUGCUGCAGCUGGCCCAGGGCACGCCCAGUGCCAAAUAGUGCCCAUCCUGCCCGCUCCGGAGACCCUCCCAGCUGAGCACCAAGGGCAGGGCUAAGGACAGUGCUCAGGGUGAAGCAGCUGGGCCGCAUGGGGUGCACCAGGCAGGGGCCCCUUGGGGCCUGGCUGCUGCUUCCAGCCCUCCCCAUGCACCCCUGUGCAUCCUGCUUCCAGGGAGGGCCCCCACAGCUACAGGGGCAGGAGGGCAGGCAAGGGGCUAGUAGGCCCUGCUCUUCACAGCUCCAGCCUGGGGGGUGGGUGGGAGCAGCCAGCCUCACCCUUGCCCAGGCAGAGAGACCUCACCACCACCUGCAGGAACAGAUGGACUGACGCAGAGGACUUUGUUCCUGCUCCUGCUGGGACCACAGGGAUGGCUAGUGCCCCCCUGGCAUGUGCUGGUGCCACCCAGCUCAGCCCCAGGCCAUGAACACCGCUAGGUGCUCUCCACCCUGCACUGCAGAGCUGAGGGGCAGGGGGCUCUGCCCUUAGUGCCCCCACCCAUCCCCACACAGGGCACUGCUCAGCCCCAUGCCCAUAGGCACCAUGGCCCUGGCCUGGGCCCAGCCAGGCCACAGAAGCUUGGGCAGUUGGUGAGGGAGGGAGUGGGCUUAGGGGGCACCAGAGCCUGAGGUGGCACUGUGACGUCUGGCCCAAGGGCACAGCCGCUGCUUCAAGCGUCACCGCAAACCAAUAAACACUUGCACAGACCA
Molecule: messenger RNA, 2189 nt
Organism: Gavialis gangeticus (Gharial)
Lineage: Eukaryota; Metazoa; Chordata; Crocodylia; Gavialidae
Gene: CHRNB2
Product: cholinergic receptor nicotinic beta 2 subunit
Exons: 5
Coding region: 150-1481 (443 amino acids)
Biological process (GO): signal transduction; chemical synaptic transmission; regulation of membrane potential
Cellular component (GO): neuron projection; synapse; postsynaptic membrane
Molecular function (GO): acetylcholine-gated monoatomic cation-selective channel activity; transmembrane signaling receptor activity
Source: RefSeq, a predicted model, not a curated record